CGCUGCAAGAAUCCAAGAUGGCCGACGCUCGCCGGACGCUGGACCAUGGCUAGGAUCCCGACGCAAUCGAGUGGAGUGCCUGGAAAGGAUUGAUAGGGAUAAAGGAGGGACUUCCUGGGUGUAGGAGGGGAUUUCCCGUUUCCGGUCAUCCGGUUCUGGACGGAGGAAUAAGAUGGCGGAGGCGGAAAGUGGCCGAAAGACGUGGAGGCGAUUCAACGGGACGACUUUUGGAGGCCCUCUUCUCUCGUUCCUCGGAGAGGAGACGCAGUGCGAUGCCACGACGCGCCGUUAACCCAGUUAGUCUUCUGACCCGGAUUCCACGAUCGGGCCGAGAGCGCCGUCGAAGACGAGGAGAGGAGCCUGCCGAAAAACCAAUUCGAGUUUGACCAACAGCGAAUCCCGGCGUCGCUGACAGAGAGUAAAAGUCGCUUCUCAGGGGCGAGCGAGACCUCGGAGCUCUUAUCCACAUCUAGGUCUUCUUCUAGAGUUAAAUUAAAAAUUACCUCCUGUAUCAAGUAUUACGAAGCAACGUGAAUAAUUAAAAUUCAAAAGAGAAGUCCCUCUAGCGCCUGGAGAACGGAUCCAAGAUGGCGGCGUAGACGCGGAAGCUUCUCCACGCGGCGGCGAAAGAGCCUCCCAAGGAUCUUUUCGAAGGACAUGGGAGGGCAGCGGAGAUCAAGGAGUGUUUUUUCGAAACCCAGAGAGGAGUACUUCACGAUGAGACCCGCCUCGUGGGGGGCCUCCAAAGAGGCGGCGAAAAUCGCACGUGACGCACGGGCCUCGCGGCCGCAUAAAAGUCGCGACGUAAUGUCCACCGGGGCGAGUGGGUCGUCGGGAAGACGGGUGGACGCGUGAAAAGUUCCCUGAGGAACCCGAGGAACUCCUCGAGGAGUCGGAGAAACUCGGUCAAGGCCUGGGUCGAGGCCUAGGUCAAGGCCGGCGGAGCCAGGGUCAAGGUCGCGAGUGGAAUCGGUGCCAAGAAGUGACCUAGAAGACGCAGCGGAGGACGCGGGUCCUCUUCCAGACAAGGAGGAACCUGGAUCACGGAUCCAGGACCUCGAAGAGGGCGCAAGGGGUCGAAGAAACACCAGCGGUCACCAAAAUGGCGCGGGCCCUGAUCGUCCCUCGGCUGCUGCUCGUCACCAUGAUCGUCUCCAUCCAGACGAUCCACAGGGGAUGCAUCGGAGGCGGGAUGCCGACGAGAUCCAAGAAGCUGGGUCGUUUCCUCUCCACCAGGACCUCGAGGCAGGUCCCUGGAUCCACGGGACCCGGCGACGCUGCCGAGACCUUCGUCGACAUGGUGAAGGGAGCGGGGUACGAGGCCGAAGAGCACAACGUCACCACGGAGGACGGCUACGUCUUGUCGCUUCACAGAAUCCCGGGGGGCCCCACGUCCCCGGUGCUUCCGGGGAAGCCGGCAGUGAUCCUCAUCCACGGGCUCUUCGGGGCCUCCGACCUCUGGGUGCUGAGGGGACCCGGGAAAGACCUCGCGUAUCUCCUCGCCGACGAGCAGUACGAUGUCUGGGCCUUGAACACCCGGGGGAACUACUACAGCAGGAGACACAACAACUUGUCGGUGAACGAACCCGAUUUUUGGCGGUUCAGCUGGCACGAGUUCGGCGCCUUCGACACCGCGGCCGUGAUCGACUACGUCCUCUUCGAGACGGGCCUGAAGAAAGUGUCCUUGGUGGGCCACUCCAUGGGGUCCACCAUGGAGUUCGUUCUGCUGUCCACCAGGCCGGAGUACAACGAGAGGGUCAACGUGGUCGUCUCUUUCGCACCCGUGGCGAUCUUCACCCAUCUUCUGCCGGGUCUCGUCAACGCCAUCGGGAUGUACUAUGCGAAGGAGAUCCAGGAUAUCCUGGGAUUACUCAACGUCCACGAGAUCCUACCAAGGAACUCGGUGAACGUCGCCUACGUCAGGUCCGUCUGCGACAGGCCCAGGACUCUCAGGAUCUGCAAGAGGCUCUCCUGCAUCCUCUUCGGCCUCACCAACUGCGAGGAAUUCGACGCGUCUCUCAUCCCUCACCUGCUGAACCACUACCCCCAGGGGACGUCGAUCCAGACCUUGCUGCACUAUCGACAGAUCAUCCUGGCAGGAAAAUUCAAGCAGUACGAUUUCGGACCUGAGAUGAAUUACAUCCGGUAUAAGAACGAGAUUCCCCCGGAGUACCCCCUGGAGAAGGUCAAAGCGCCGGUCGUGCUUUUUUACGGGCAGAACGACGCCUUCACCACGGAGAAGGACGUCAGAGCGAUGCAGUCUAAGCUGCCUAACGCGAGUCCCAGGAGGGUGCAAGUGUCCAGUUUCGGGCACCUGGAUUUCGUCUUCUCGAAGGACUCGAAGCUCGUCCUUUACAACGAGGUCCUGGAGGUCCUGAGCGAGUUCGACGAGGAGCGCAAUGGGACGCGUCCCCGACUUAAGGACCCAUUUAAAGUGUCGACAUAAACAGCCAAUUUAAAGUUGCAUCGAUUGCACCCCAAAGGAUCAUCGAUUAACAGUUUAUAAUGAAGGUCCUCCAGGACGACACGAGCGAGCGGUUUUUUUUUAGACUGCAUUCAUAGCCUGUAAUGGACCCCCAUAUCGAGGUUCUCCAGGACGACACGAGUAAACAGUCUUUUCAAGACUUUCCCAAUUGCAGGAGCGAGUCGCGGCAUUCGAGGACAGUUUCCCUCUCUUUUCGGGCGCCUCUCUCUCUCUCUCUCUUAAGAUACAAGUAUAGGAGCGAAUCAGGCCCUACGAGCGAAUGUGAAUGGGGCCCGCUGCUUGGCGGAGUAUAAAGUGAAAAUGGGCAGUCGGUUCGCGCAAACGCCGCGAGAUUCGCUCGCGACUCGCCGGUAUAGAGCUCGAUUUUUUACCUAAACGCUCUGGAACGUUAUCGGGGAGGAAAGAGUGAAGUAAUCGACCUUGUCUCUACGGCACGCGACCUGGUUGUGUGCACCUCUCGGUGGGACUUUCGAACGCGAGCGACGCCAAGAGGAGUCGCUCUUCGGGAGGACCGGCCAGACCGCGUGGCGGUUCUUCAAGGCCACCCCCGCUCGAUUUUCCGAGUUUCCCCGGGUUUCCCGGGGGACCUCCGCGGUCCCCCUGAACAGGGUCCCCUGAAAUUGCGACGCAGGUCAGGUGGAGGGGCGAAUUUAUCGAAAAUCCGCAACCGGAGAGUGAUAUAUAAACGCAGCGCUCGCGCGACAUCGAGGAGUCCGCGCUCGAGAAUGCUGCCCCUAAGCCUCGUCUGCUUCCCGCUCUUCGUCGUCUCCUUGACGAGCCUCGUAGCCGGUCUUCUGCACCGUGGACUAGGCAGGGCAAACCUCGACGGCAACCCCGAUGCCCUGCUUACCACCGUGAGUUUUUUUCCAAAUCUGCCGAAGCCUCUGCAAGCAGAAACCUCGGUUGACAAGGAGCUCAAUA
This is a messenger RNA of Orussus abietinus, 3406 nucleotides long. RefSeq names its product lipase 3. The record is from RefSeq and is a predicted model, not a curated record. Bases 1103 to 2446 code for a protein of 447 amino acids. The transcript has 8 exons. NCBI's taxonomy places the organism in Eukaryota, Metazoa, Arthropoda, Insecta, Hymenoptera, Orussidae. Gene Ontology annotation, molecular function: hydrolase activity, acting on ester bonds.